Bradysia coprophila is the source of this 7123-nucleotide messenger RNA. It is a transcript of the gene mbc, whose product is annotated as dedicator of cytokinesis protein myoblast city. The record is from RefSeq and is a predicted model, not a curated record. Gene Ontology annotation, molecular function: guanyl-nucleotide exchange factor activity; small GTPase binding. NCBI's taxonomy places the organism in Eukaryota, Metazoa, Arthropoda, Insecta, Diptera, Sciaridae. Gene Ontology annotation, biological process: myoblast fusion; cell migration; small GTPase-mediated signal transduction. Gene Ontology annotation, cellular component: plasma membrane; cytoplasm.
UUCGUAUUUCGUACAAAAAAGAUAUGUCUCUCCAUUUUUUUCGAAAUGCUAAGUAGAUCUUCUAAAAAAUACACUAAUUCUAAUGUGAAAAAUAUAAAAAUAAAUUGUUAAAUCGUGCAAAACAAACAUCGUUGAAAAUGACUGUCUGGAAUAAAAUCGGUGAUCAAUAUUUGUACGCAAUAGCCAAAAGCAAUUUCAAUCAAGACAAACCGCACAGACUAUGUUUGGACGUUGGUGAUUCGGUUAUAAUAUUAGCUGAGACCAAAAAUUGGUACUAUGGAUACAAUAAGAAAAACAAAACUACGCUAGGAAUCUUUCCAAAAUCCUAUGUACAUUUACUGGAAUGUAUCAAAUGUAAAGACGAGUAUGUUGUGAAGCGAUCAGAAAUUGUCACCGAAAUAACAACCGUACUGGGCGAUUGGGGUGAAUUGUUUAAGAGAUUUUACCUAUCGAAUCAUGCCAACUUUCAACCGAUCAGACGGAAGAUACGUGAAUUGAUAAGGCUGAGAUCGCAGAUUUUGUCGGGCAAUUUACCUGUUGAUGAAAUGAAAGAAGUUAAAUUGCAGGCAACAGCUGAAAUUGAUACCGGAAACAGUUUAUUGGGUUUGGAUAUGGUAGUUCGAGAUGAAAGUGGUAAUGUUCUAGACGUUAAUUCGACAUCGACCACGCAGUUGUAUGAGCAUCAUAUCAACGCUGUUGAUCGCAUCAAAAAGGCGAAUAAUUCCUACAAUAAAAAUCGCAUAUCCAAAACGAUGAACAAACAUUCGCACAAUUUACUUGUAACCGUUCACGCAUUUGUGUGCAAAUUCCAAGAAGAUUCUGACCUUCUGCUGACAUUGUACGAUGGCGAGGAAAUGAAGGCGAUAACAGAAAAUUAUGUAGUUAAAUGGGGUCGGCAAGGAUUGGCACGAGACUUAGAUCAAUUUGAUAAUCAUCGGGUUCUGUUUACAGACUUAAGCAGCCAUGACUUAAAUCGUAAUAAAGUUUAUCUGAUUUGCUAUGCAAUCCGUUUGGGUUCGAUGGAAUUCAAGGAGACCGAUUCGAAACGAGGCAGCGUAGCGAAUGCCGUUUUAAAUCCAAAUAAUAAAAAGAAUUCGCUGCAGAGCAUUUCAUCGAAUUCCGGUGGAGCGGAUCAGAUGCGUCGUCCAUUCGGCGUUGCCGCCAUUGAUUUGACGCUGAUUUUUAAGAAGCCGGAAGAUUUCAACAAGAAUAGCUUCGAUCUGCCGUUCAUAUUGUGUGAAAAGGAGUUUCUGGACAAUACGCUAAAGAAGUUCAUCAUCAACAAAGAUGUCGGAAAGAUUGAUUCAAAGCUGGCGGUUAGUGUGGAAUUGUUGCAUGGUGAUAUCAAACAGAUCAAAGAAGACUUCCCUCACUUAGUGCAUGGCAAUGUUGCCUUCGCGCGCAAAAUGGGCUUCCCGGAAGUAAUCUUCCCCGGCGAUAUACGUAACGAUUUAUACCUGACGCUUGUGUGUGGCGAAUUUUCCAAAGGAACAAAAAGCACUGACAAAAACAUUGAAGUGACUGUGGUUGUGUGCAACGAGAAAGGAACUGUAGUACCUGGAGUGUUAACACUUGGCGCCGGAGCAUCAUUUUUAGACGAAUACAAAUCCGUUAUUUACUAUCACGAAGACAAACCGAAAUGGAACGAAACGUUCAAAAUUCAAGUGCCAAUCGAAGAGUUCAAAUUGUGCCAUCUGCGAUUCACAUUCAAACAUCGCAGUUCGAACGAAAGCAAAGACAAAUCGGAAAAACCGUUUGCCUUAUCCUAUGUCCGCUUGAUGCAAGACAACGGCACCACACUGCAGCACGAUUCUCAUAAUUUAAUUGUUUACAAAAUCGAUCAAAAGAAAUUCGACAAGGAGGCGCAAUACGGAUAUUUGACACUGCCAUCGCGGACAUUUGAAUUAACAAAAAAUUCAAAACCAUCGGCUCCGGGGCUUAGUUUAUCGGUUAAGGAUUCAUUUACAAUUAGGACGAAUGUUUGUAGCACCAAACUGACCAAAGACGGUGAGACAUUUUUCCCAUUUUGUCGUUACGAUGCAGCCUAUACAACGAUUUGCUUUGUAACCUUUUCAGUCGAUAUACUGGGUCUGCUGAAAUGGGCAUCGAAUAAAGAAAAUUUAGAGAAUUCACUCAUCAAACUAAUCAACAUUGUGAACGCCGAAGAGGUGGUGAAGUACCUUCAAGACAUAUUGGACGCGUUAUUCAACAUUCUCGUGCAGAAUGACGAUCCACCCAAGUUUGACAAUUUGGUGUUCAAAUGUUUGCUGCGGCUUAUAGAGACCGUAUCGGACAUGAAAUAUCAACACUUCCAGUCGGUGCUGGACUUGUACAUAAACGAAAUUUUCUUUGCUACCCUAGCCUAUGACAAAUUAAUAAACGUGUUGCAAACGCACAUCAAAAACGCAAUCAACAACAAGCCAACCGAAACGGAGUUCGACUUGUGCACCAAUUCAAACGAUGAUUUACUGUACAAAACCACCAAAAACCUGCAGUACAUCAUGAAAUUCAUAAUUCGAUCGAGAAUCUUAUUUGCUGAAAUGAAUGACGUCAAAGAUCGUGUACUGUUCGAAUCAAGUCUGGAGGAUCUGUUGUCAUCAUUUGUCAACCUCAUUUCGUGCUCAAAUGAUUUGCUUCGUUCGCAGGGUGCAAUGCUCAAGUACAUUCAUGUCAUAGCAUCCGAUUUGAUUCAAGUCUACGAUAAAAUCAAACUAAGUCAUUACAUUGUCGAAAUCAUCAAAAAUAUACCAGCAGGACGGCUGACACAAUCCAAAAUGAUUUGCAUCAAAGAUUUGGUUAAAUCGAAAUUAUUCAAAUAUCCGGAAUGUCGAGCGAUACUGUUGCCGGUGUUUUGCCAGCAAAUCAAAGACAAAUUGGAGAGCAAAGAAGAGGGCGAUUUUUCUGAUAUUUGGCAACAAGAAAAGAACCUUACAAAGGCCGCUAAAGUGUUGGGUGUUAAAAACGCUCAUCUACAUACACGUGAAACAUCGGCAAAAACCAAGGUGGUUGAAUGCGUCAAUAUUAUGAAUAAUAUGCUGGAGCUACUAUUCACAAAUGAUGUCGGCCCAACUGAAAACGAUAUCAAAGACAUUAUGUUAAUACUUUUGCGUACUGUGAUACAAACAUCCAUUGCUAUGGACCGUGAUAAUCCGUUGGUGGGAAAUUUGGUUGCGAUAAUGCUGGGAAUAUUUCGCAGCAUGAAGUCCAUUCACUAUGACAUCUAUGUGGAGAAUUUUACGCAUCUGGUCGAUUUACAAGAUUUUCUCACCGAAAUUCUGCUAGUCUUCAAAGAUUUGGUGUCAAAGCCGGUGUUCGCAAACGAUUGGAUGGACAUGCAAAUGCACCAAAAUACCGUCAUAUUGGAGUGCUUGCGGAAUUUCUCCAAAGUGAUUAUGGACAAUUUCUUCUAUCCGUUCGAGAAGCAAGUUUGGUCGAAUUUUUUCCACUGUUCGAUUGCAUUUUUGAUCCAGCCGCCACUGCAAUUGGAUCAAUUUAGUGAUAAUAAAAAGUCAACGAUUCUAUUGCGAUAUGAGGACAUUCGUCGGAAAACAGCCGAAGAGAUUCAGAAAAUGUGGUUCAAUUUGGGUGAACAUAAGAUCCAUUUCGUACCGAGCAUUGUCGGUUCAAUACUCGAAAUGAGCUUAAUACCGGAAGAAGAGCUGCGACGCACCACAAUACCAAUUUUCUUUGAUAUGAUGCAGUGUGAGUACAAUUCAUCACGAUUUGUGCAUGAGAGUUACGGUGAUACAAAGCGCAAUCAAAGUCACAUUAAGGGAAAUUUCCUGGACUUUGAGAAAGAAAUGAUUGAAAAACUGGACAUCUUAGUGGAGGGUGGUCGUGGUGACAUGGAAUACAAGGACUUAUUCCAUUCGAUAAUGAUGCGCUUUUGCAUGAAUCACAAUACGUUACGGGAAAGUGGCACAGUUUUUGUGACAAUGGUGACCAGACUAUUGGACCGGCUGUUAGAAUAUCGUUGCAUCAUCCACGAUGAAAGUAAAGAGAACCGAAUGGCAUGUACUGUAAGUCUGUUACAAUUUUAUUUAGAAGUAAAUCGCAACGAGAUGUACAUAAGAUAUGUGAACAAACUGUGCGAUCUGCACAUGGAAUUCGAUAAUUAUACCGAAGCAGCAUUCACGUUAAAAUUACACAGCAAUCUGCUGAAAUGGAACGAUACACCUUUAUCGUCACUACUUCGAUCUCAUCGUCAUGCAAAUUCUGUGACCCAUCGUCAAUUGAAGGAGUCAUUGUACAAUGACAUUAUCGAAUAUUUUGACAAAGGAAAGAUGUGGGAGUGUGCCAUCGAUAUGUGCAAAGAGCUGGCUGAACAAUACGAAAACGAAAUUUAUGACUACCGAUCUUUGAGUCACAUCCACAUGAAGCUGGCCCAGUUUUAUGAAAAAAUUCUGAAAGAAAUGCGACACGAGUCGGAAUACUUCCGAGUUGCCUUCUAUGGCUUACGUUUUCCCGAAUUUCUGCGAAAUAAGGUGUUCAUUUACCGUGGUAAAGAGUACGAACGUUUGAGUGAAUUUUGUACCCGAAUUUUGACACAACAUCCAGCCGCCGAGUUGAUGCAAACGUUGACCUCACCAGGGGAUGAGAUUACCCAAAGCGAUGGACAAUAUAUUCAAAUCAACAGCGUUGAGCCAAUGAUGACCGACGAUCCGAAUGUUAGCCGACUCAAAGAUAAGGUCACUGCGCCGGAAAUAGUCAAGUAUUACCAAACGAAUAACGUGCAAAAGUUCAAAUUCUCUCGUCCGUAUUACAAAGACAAUGGCGGUGGCGCUGACGACAAUACCGUUGGAAAUUUCUGGUUAGAGAGAACCAUCAUGAAGACGAAUUUUCCAUUGCCGGGAAUUUUGAGAUGGUUCCCGGUUGUUGACGCGAAUACAUUCAAAAUAUCUCCAAUAGAGUAUGCUAUCGAAACAAUGGAACUGACAAACAAAGCCGUUCGGGAUUUAAUCAUAGCCCAUCGUAACGACGAAAAUCUUCCCAUUAAUCCGCUCAGUAUGAAAAUCAAUGGUGUGGUAGAUCCAGCCGUAAUGGGGGGUUUCGGUAAAUAUGAGGAAGCGUUUCUGACCGACGAAUACAUGGAGAAGAAUGGCCAGGAUCAUUUUCUAAUCGACAAAUUGAAAGACUUGAUUGCGUCACAAAUUCCGCUAUUGGAAAUUGCAUUGUCGGUGCACAAAUCGAAAGCGCCGGCCAAUCUGUUACCGUUCCACGAUCGCUUGGAGAAAUGUUUUGCUGAAAUGAAAGAGGGAGUGGAAAAUAAGUAUGGAAAGAGGACUAGCGACUUGAAAAUCGACCGUGAUUCAUUUGUGACAAUGCGUCGACAAGGUGUCAUGGCACAAAUGAGUAUUGAUUCGAAUCGGUUAUCUGAGACAAGCAUGGGAUCUACUGAUAGCGGCUUGUCUAAAUCAACUACUGCUCGACCGCAUACUAAUACUAUAAAAUCGACAUUCGGCUUUCAAAUAUCUAGAACAUCGCUCACCAAUUCACCGAAUUCAAAGGGCAAACCAAAAGAAAAACAAAAUAACAAACCGCGAAGAACGAGUCGCCGGGCGGAUCGAGAUGCGAUAAGUCUACCAACAGCGAAUAGCCAAUGGUAUGCAACGCCGCUAACGCCAAUAAAUUCGACACCGACGUCAGACAAAGACAAUCCGAUAUGUAACUCAGCACCGGCAACGAAUACAACGACACCAGUUUUUGAGUUGACUGAGGAGGUGCGUAAAGUACUAACAUUAACAUUUAAGAGCCUUACGCCAAAACGUCCACUUCGUUCCGAAAUGGAACGCGAACGUCGUCUGUCACGUCCCUGCAGCACCGUCACACCCACAUCGAGCAUCAAAGGUCUUAAUUCAACGGACACACAAUCACUCAGCGACGAAAGUAGUAACCGUAAUUCCAUUGGUAACAUUUCACUACAAUCACUCACAAACGAGUUACUUCUCAUGACGAAUAAUCCAGUCACCACAGAUUCAACGGCUUCCGAAGAAGAUAUUGCCGUACCGCCGCCGUUGCCGGCAAAGUCACGCGAAAGCAGUGAUUACAGCAAUUUACCGAACACCGACGACAAUACCGGCACGAUAAAACAAAGUCCUGGAAAGUAUAAAAAUAAACCGUUACCAGCGCUACCGACUGCUGCCGCGAUCAAUUCGUCUUAUGACUAUGUAGAGGCUAGAAAUUUCAUGAAUCGUGCAGCGGUUCGACCACCGACUCCACCACCGAAACCAUCGAGGAAUAGUAAAUAUGUUUCAAUGUGAAAGUAUUACGAGAACGGAAAGAAGAAGAAAAAUGGGGGACCAGACAUGAGGACAGAAAUUUAGAAUGUUUUUGCAUCUGGAAUACGAGAAAGAACAGAUGUGAAAAAUCGGAAAGAACUUUUUUUUUCUUGCUUUUAAUUUGUACGAAAACGCAAUUUUUUUCGACAAAUAAAUCACUCUGGGAAACAUAUCAAAAGAAAAUCGAGGAUGAAACAGUGUGUGAGAAUAAUCAAAUAUUUUUUGUAUAAGGUGCUCUUAUAGACAAAGUUUUUUUUUAUUAAAUGAAAUUAUAAAAUGGAAAUAUUUUCCAGCUACACUUAAGUAGAUAGAAUAGAAUAUACUAUAUUUACAUUGAUUAAACGGAUUUUUAUUAUAACAAUUGUGCCAGAAAAUUCAAAUUUUUAUUUUUCGUUUUUUUUAUGUUAAAGAAAUUAUUUUGAUUUUGAGAUAGAGAGAGAGAGAGAGAGAGAGAAUUUGUUCGUCUCUUUUUUUCGGUAUUUUACAGAGAGAAAAAUAUUUAUUUUUAUCCGUUUCUCUUUUUGUGUUUAUUUAGUUUAAGACACCAAAGUUUAAUUUUUAAUUAUUAUUUCUUAUUUGCGCAUUAUCGUGAAUUCUAACUAAAAAAAAAAAAACAAAAUUACAAAAACUCCAGACCGUAGACUAAACUCGUAUUAAUUGGUUAAUCAAUUUUAAUCGAAUAUAAAUGUUUUUAAUAAAUUAAUAAAAUGGAGAAAAUAAAAAUUAAAUUGAAAAUCGUGUAUUAUGGAUGAGAUUUAGAUUUUAUAUAUAUAGAUGUGUCAGUGUAAAAAAACAAACAACAUCAAGUGAUGUGUUGGAAUGUAUUUAUGUAUAGUUCGAGACAA